Mucor velutinosus is the source of this 1554-nucleotide messenger RNA. RefSeq lists its product as uncharacterized. Gene Ontology annotation, cellular component: nucleus. Gene Ontology annotation, biological process: tRNA N2-guanine methylation. Gene Ontology annotation, molecular function: tRNA (guanine(10)-N2)-methyltransferase activity; RNA binding. The record is from RefSeq and is a predicted model, not a curated record. NCBI's taxonomy places the organism in Eukaryota, Fungi, Mucoromycota, Mucoromycetes, Mucorales, Mucoraceae. The transcript is spliced from 4 exons. Bases 1 to 1554 code for a protein of 517 amino acids.
AUGUCUACCUCAGCAACUUCCGAAAUCGAUAUCACUCAAUACAACACUGUAACAGAAGGAAAAGCUACCAUUCUUUUCCCCAAGAAGAAUGAGGUCUUUUAUAAUCCUGUUCAACAGUUCAAUCGUGACAUGUCCAUUGCUGCUAUUCGCACCUGGAGUGAGAUCUACAAUCAAGAGAAGGCUGAGCGCAUUGAAAAGAGACUUGCAAAGGCCAAAGAUGAAGAAUCUAUCGAGAAAUUGCAAAAGUCUUUGGAUGAUGUCAAGACUUCCAACAACUUUGUCGUCCUCGAGGCACUUGCUGCUAGUGGUUUGAGAUCCGUCCGUUAUGCUAAAGAAAUCCCGAGAUUAAAGCAGGUUGUCUGUAACGACAUUGAAUUAGACGCAAUGGAAGCUAUCAAGCGUAAUGUGAAAUACAAUGGAUUAACAGAGGAAUUAGUAAAGCCCAACCAUGGUGAUGCUAUGCGUGUCAUGUACGAUUGUGUUGGCACUGAUAACAAGUUUGAUGUUAUUGAUUUGGACCCCUACGGAAGUGCUGCUCCUUUUGUGGAUGGUGCUGUUCAAGCUGUUUCUGAGGGUGGUUUGCUGUGUGUCACUUGCACUGAUCUGGCCAUUCUUGCUGGCUCAAUGCAUCCCGAAACAUGUUUUGGUAAAUAUGGUGGUAUGCCUUUGAAAAACAUGUUUCCCCACGAAAUGGCUCUUCGUUUAGUGUUACAAAUGCUGCAGACUUCAGCUGGUCGUUACAAGCGCCAUAUUGUUCCUCUCGCAUCAUGCAGCAUCGAUUUCUAUUUGCGAGUAUUCGUGCGUGUAUAUACAUCACCCAAAGAAGUCAAAAAAUCUGCUAGUAAAAUGGCCAUUGUCUACGAAUGUUCGGGAUGUCAUGCCUUCUCCACACAGCCUCUCGGUAAAAUCAGUGUCAAAGAUAAUGGUGGUGAGAAGCACACACCUGCUACAGGCCCUUCUGUCAACAGUCUCUGUGAGAAUUGUAACAGCACACAUCACAUCGGCGGUCCUGCUUGGGGCGAUAAGAUCCACGACGAUGAAUUUGUAGCCAAGAUGUUGCAACAUGUGAAGAACAACGAAUCCAGCUAUGGCACUGCUAAGCGCAUGAUUGGCAUGCUGUCUGUUAUCAAGGAAGAGAUCCAUGUACCUUUCUAUUGGACACUCGCAAGAUUGUGUGGUACUUUGCAUUGUAAUAGUAUUCCCAUCUUGGAUCUUUUCUCUGCUAUCUUGAAUGCUGGUUAUCAAGUGUCUGCUGCUCAUGCUGGUAAGCAAUCUAUCAAAACCGAUGCACCUUCGCCUGUCGUUUGGGAUAUUAUGAGAGCUUGGGUUAAGAAGAAUCCUGUCGUGAUGAACAAUAUUCCAGAAAACUCACCUGCAAGAACCCUUCUUGCCAAAGAACCUACAAUCACUGUUGACUUCACAAGGCAUCCAAAGGCUGUUUCUGAAUCUAGAUCAGAGCAUUUAGUGCGCUACCAAGUUAACCCCACUGCCAAUUGGGGACCUAAAGCUAGAGCAGGUCAAAAGAGAAAAACUGACGAACAAGUCUUUGAAUAA